Saxophila tyrrhenica is the source of this 1773-nucleotide messenger RNA. It is a transcript of the gene GPT1, whose product is annotated as GABA/polyamine transporter. Gene Ontology annotation, cellular component: membrane. The record is from RefSeq and is a predicted model, not a curated record. Gene Ontology annotation, molecular function: transmembrane transporter activity. Lineage: Eukaryota; Fungi; Ascomycota; Dothideomycetes; Mycosphaerellales; Extremaceae. The transcript has 3 exons. Bases 1 to 1773 code for a protein of 590 amino acids. Gene Ontology annotation, biological process: transmembrane transport.
AUGGCGGACCGCAACGCCAGUGCGUCUUCCGCCGGCAAAGGUCGAACUGUCAGCGUCUCGCAGGAACCCGUCACAUCUGUUCUCAAAGGCGGCGAUGUCCCGAUCAACGACUCGGGUCGCGAAUGGAACUCGGAUGAGGAAGUUCUUGCUGCUCUGGGGUACCGACCAGAGUUUAAACGGGAGUUUACAUUGUGGACGACCUUCUGUGUCUCGUUCGCUGUCCUAGGACUGCUGCCGAGCUUUGCGACGACCUUGUGGUAUGGGAUGGGGUAUGCCGGAACGGCGGGGAUGACAUGGGGUUGGCUCGUGGCAAUGGUGGGCAUCCAAUCUGUUGCUUCUUCCAUGGCAGAGCUCUGCUCGUCGAUGCCGACAUCUGGUGGACUCUACUAUGCUGCUGCUGUUCUUGCGCCGCCUGGGUGGGGACCGUUGGCUGCUUGGAUUACUGGUUGGAGCAACUGGAUCGGCCAAGUCACGUCAGCACCCAGCGUCAACUACGGCACCGCGGCCAUGAUCCUAGCCAGCGGCAGCAUCCAAAACCCGAGCUACGUGCCAACAAACUACCAGACGUUCCUGCUGACCGUCUUGAUCCAAUGCAUCCACAGCGUCAUGGCGUCCUUUCCGACGAAGUGGAUCGCUCGUGUCAACAGCGCUGGAAGCACAUUCAACAUCAUCGCCUUGUUCGUCGUCAUCAUCCUGAUCCCUGCGGCAUGCGAUAGGACGUCAAGAGGACUGUCGCGCUUCAAUCCCUCGAGCGAGGUUUGGGGCAACAUAUACCAGGGGACUGACUACCCGAAGGGAGUUGGUGUUUUGAUGUCGUUCAUCGGCGUCAUCUGGACAAUGUCCGGCUACGACUCCCCCUUCCAUCUCGCCGAAGAAUGCAGCAACGCCAACAUCGCCAGCCCCCGCGCCAUCUUCCUCACCAGCGCCGUCGGCGGCGUCGCAGGCUGGGCCCUCCAACUCAUCGUUGCCUACACCGUCGUCUCCAUCCCUCGCGCCCUGAACAGCGACCUCGGCCAACCCUUCGCCGCCUACCUCAUCGACUGCCUGCCGCAAAAAGUCGCCCUGGCCAUCCUCUCCCUAACCAUCAUCGCCGGCUUCGCCAUGGGCCAAGCGUGCCAGAUCGCCGCCUCCCGCGUCACCUUCGCCUACGCCCGUGACGACUGCUUCCCCCUCUCCCGCUUCUGGAAGCACGUCAACACCCACACCCGCACGCCCGUCAACGCCGUCUGGUUCAACAACGCCAUCGGCUGCCUGCUUCUGCUGCUCAUCUUCGGCGGCGAAAUAGCGAUCGGUGCCAUCUUCUCCAUAGGCGCAUGCGCGGCUUUCGUCGCUUUCACUCUGCCCAUCUUCAUCCGCGUCUUUUUUGUCGGGAAUCGCUUCCGUCCUGGCCCGUGGAAUCUGGGAAGAUAUAGCAUCCCGAUCGGCGUGGUCGCGAGCGCGUUCGUGAUCUUGAUGGUGCCGAUUCUGUGCCUGCCGAGCGUGACGGGGAGUGAUCUGGACGCUACGACGAUGAAUUACACGGCGUUGGUGUAUGGCGGGCCGAUGCUCGGGGUGCUGGUCUGGUGGGUGGUGGAUGCGAGGAAGUGGUUCAAAGGGCCGAAGGUGAAUCUGGAGCAUUUGAUGCAUGGACGGGAUGAGCAGGCGAUGGAGAUUGCGGGAGCGGAGGGGGCGGUAUUGGAGGGGAAGGGGGAUGAUCGGAGUAGUUCUUCUGAUGUUCCGGGUGAGAUGCCGGCGGGGAAGCAAGUUGGGGAUAUGAAGCCCGGUGGGCUGUGA